AUGCCGAGAUCGGUUCAGCACUGGUCAGGGGGAAUCCCCACUUGCAUCCAACCACACCCAGACCCAGAUUUAUCUGACGACGAAAUCAAGGAGGAAGUGAAGGGCUGGCUACUAUUUGUAAAGGAGAAUUGGGUUUCUGCAGCAAAUGCAGGCGCUUCCUCCGAUGCCGAAUAUGAGCUAAAGCACCGUCGGCAACUGGUGGAAAAGUGGGCUUCAGCCAAACAGGAAUUUCGCGAUUCGUACCAAUCGCGUGCACCUGUGGGUCUUCCAGGCACGGAGGGGUCAAGAUCAAGGGGUGAACAAAUUGAAGGUCUUCGAUACCCAGCCGAAGCAUUGGAACGUAUCUACGAUACUCUCCAGCCAGACAAUACCAGCGGCCUGAUUUGUAUUGCCCCUGUCGAUGAGAACCAUCCUGAAAAUCGAGCGCGAUUGGUGAAAUUCGCGAUCUUGUUGUACGACUAUGAUAUCGAGGCUGGGCACUGUAUCGAUAGUCACAUCCCAUCGGAGGCUAUCCUCAAUCCAGCAACCACUAAUGAUCCUUCAGUAGAGGAUUUUCUGCCCUGGGUAGAUCUUGAAACCGCAAACUUCCUGUCUAUCUAUCUCACGCAUACUGGCACAGUGAUCUAUUUCGGUCGUUUAGGCACAUACAUGUUGGUUGAUGAACUAGGUCUGCAAACCGGACGCUUGACAUUCGUCGAGUAUGAAAUUAAUGGGACUGUGCAAGAAUCUGUUGAAGUCCGUCCAUUCAACAUGAAAAGUCCAAACUUGCGCGCUCACCAUUCCGGAUCCCGGGGAAGGCCAGAAGAUAUUAGGUGUGUUGAUGGUGGUUAUAGACACCAAAAUCAGCCACUUGACAUGGACCUACCGAUCGUCGAUAUUCUCUGUCAAGCCAAGGAAGUUAACAAACUUCCAAACACAAUGUUUCUAUGUGAUCGAGAGCAGUGGACAAGUGAUGUUGAGCUUUAUGCCCCAGGAUACUUGGUUCUGGAGGCCGAAGGGCGCGGAGGAGAGUACCCCCUAACCCGUCUCGCUGAUCCAAACACUAUCAGGGGCAUUAAGAAGCAGGUUAUGAUUACGGUGGAAGACCCCAGUUUUUCACACGCCCAUUUUACAUGGCUUGCUCCGCGCCUACCAUGA
Molecule: messenger RNA, 1137 nt
Organism: Penicillium cinerascens
Lineage: Eukaryota; Fungi; Ascomycota; Eurotiomycetes; Eurotiales; Aspergillaceae
Exons: 4
Coding region: 1-1137 (378 amino acids)
Source: RefSeq, a predicted model, not a curated record